Molecule: messenger RNA, 2536 nt
Organism: Ictalurus punctatus (channel catfish)
Lineage: Eukaryota; Metazoa; Chordata; Actinopteri; Siluriformes; Ictaluridae
Gene: a1cf
Product: apobec1 complementation factor
Exons: 12
Coding region: 190-2013 (607 amino acids)
Cellular component (GO): nucleus
Molecular function (GO): mRNA binding
Source: RefSeq, a predicted model, not a curated record
GCCCAGCUUGUAAAGUAGCUCCAGGACAGUGAACCUUUGGAGUUUGAUAUGAUGUGAUUACAGAAUCACCCGAGUGACAUGUUGCCCAGUUCACCAGAAUGAGGGUCUGAGUCUUCCAUGUGGUGAUCUCUGAAAAUUGCUCAGUGAGCACCCCUAAUUUUGCUGAUUUAUUGCUGAUAAUCACUCACAAUGGAAACCAAUCAAAAAUGCGGGGAUGGACUGACUGGCACGCAGAAAGAGGCUGCACUGCGCGCUCUCAUCCAGAGCACAGGAUAUCAAUUGCACCAGGAAAAUGGCCAGAGGAGAUACGGAGGUCCACCACCCGGUUGGGAAGGCCCACCACCAGAGAGGGGCAGUGAGAUCUUUGUGGGCAAAUUACCUCGAGACCUCUUUGAGGAUGAGCUGGUGCCUCUUUGUGAAAAAUUUGGCAAAAUAUAUGAAGUACGGAUGAUGAUGGAUUUCAAUGGGAACAACCGAGGUUAUGCGUUUGUUACCUUCAGUACAAAACAAGAAGCCAAGAAUGCCAUGAAGCAACUCAAUAAUUAUGAAAUUCGGAAUGGUCGUCUCCUUGGUGUGUGUGCAAGUGUGGACAACUGCCGCCUGUUUGUGGGAGGCAUCCCAAAAACCAAGAAGAAAGAGGAGAUCCUGGCUGAGAUGAAGAAGGUGACAGAUGGUGUGGUGGAAGUGAUCGUUUACCCUAGUGCUGCUGACAAGAGCAAGAAUAGAGGCUUUGCCUUUGUGGAGUACGAGAGCCACCGUGCUGCAGCCAUGGCCAGGAGGAAACUGCUGCCAGGCCGGAUCCAGCUCUGGGGUCAUGCCAUCGCUGUGGACUGGGCAGAGCCAGAAGUGGAAGUGGACGAAGACACAAUGUCCACUGUGAAGAUCCUCUACAUCAGGAACCUUAUGCUGGCCACGACAGAAGAGACCAUUGAGAAAGAGUUCAAUGCUAUCAAACCUGGUGCAGUGGAGAGGGUGAAGAAGAUCAGGGACUAUGCUUUUGUUCACUUCUCUCAGAGGGAGGAUGCCAUUGCAGCUAUGAAUGCAUUGAACGGAAAGGUGAUUGAUAGCUCUCCUAUAGAGGUGACAUUGGCCAAGCCAGUGGAUAAAGACAGUUAUGUGCGUUACACUCGUGGCACUGGGGGACGAGGGGCGGCUCUGCUGCAGGGUGACUACACCUACACACUGGGUCAGAUGUAUGAUCCCUCAGCUGCAUACCUGGGUGCCCCUGUGUUUUAUGCACCUCAUGCUUAUGCAGCGCUGCCCAGUCAGUUCCGCUUCCCCACUGCUAAGGGCCAUGUGAGCACUCGGGGUCUGGUGCGUCCACCCUCUGUCAGAGAAAUUUACAUGAAUAUGCCUGUAGGGGCGGCAGGUGUGCGUGGGCUGGGCGGUCGAGGCUACCUUGCCUAUGCGGGCGUGGGCCGUGGCUGCCCCACAUAUCAGCUAAAGUCUGACAAACACCCUGAGGACAAACUCUACGACCUUCUCCCUGGCAUGGAGCUCACGCCCAUGAACCCCGUCACCCUGAAGCCACAGGGAAUCAAACAUGCUCCACAGAUCUUGGAAGAUAUCUGUCAGAAGAAUAACUGGGGACAGCCAGUAUACCAACUUCACUCUGCCAUUGGACCAGAUCAGAGGCAGCUUUUCCUUUACAAAAUCACCAUCCCUGCUCUGGCCAAUCAGUACCCCAACAUACACCCUUUCACCCCAGCUAAACUGUGUGCAGCAGUAGAUGAAGCCAAAAUCCAUGCAGCAGAGCAUGCACUGCAGACUCUGGGUCUACACACAGAGAGCACCGAUACUUCUGCUGCUGCCGCUGCCGCUGCUGCUGCUGCUACCGCCGCUGCUGCUGUGGCAUUCCCAGGAUAUGCAAUCGCCAACACCACUGGCACCAUGGCUACUUCUCAGCUCAAACAGACUGUGUCUCUGGGUCAGGACCUGGCAGCCUAUGCCACCUACGAGGGUUAUCCAGCGUUCGCUGUCACCACUCGCGGAGAUGCUUAUGGUGUAUUCUAAAAACACAAAACCAGCACAGUGUCUGAUAUGGCCAUUCAAAUCUGGAACAGCAUGUUUUGUGUUUAGUUGAGCAGAGAUGACUGCUAAUGUUCCUUGAAUGCCAUGUCCAGUUCACUUUCAUUAUAUAGAACGCAAGUCAGUUUUUGUCUUAAAAUAUCUUUUAUAUAAGUUGUUAGGGAUAAAUAAGUCAUUAGGUAGCAUCCAUACAGCUCUUAAAAGACACAAGGUUUUAAAACCUGCCCGUGUAUGAGAUCGGAAUUUAAAUCAAGGUUUUUCAGGGUUAGUGAAAAUGCCAUUAAAUGUACAGUUAGGAUUAUAAUAUACCAAAACCAACACACUACCCGUAGCAAUGGAUGUCAUUGUCAUACAGCUUUGAUAUUUGAUUUAUUUGGUAUGUAAAGUUUGUGCUAGUUGUGCAAGUGUUUCAGUAUUUACUUUAAUAAAAUAUAUUAGGAGUGUUUAAUAUAACAAAAACCUAUACAUAUGCUUUCAUGUUGCUAUGCAAUUUGUCUGUUCUUUUUUC